AACCCUCCCCCACCCGGCUUCACCAGCUCCUCCUCCUCCUCGGCGAGCUAGCCAGUUAGCGGUAGCUGUAAAAAAGCGACUCCAAACCCACCUGGUUGUCAAACAACACGGAGGGGGCCUCCCUGGAUGAGACUAAUCCAUCCAGAACCACAAGAAACCGCCUUAAUGGGACGCGUGUUGCGCGGAUAUUACGACGCCAUGGCCAGUCAGAAGCUAGCUGCUCGGCUACAUCACAGAGCUAGCUAACAACCCGGGGCUAGCUCCAGCGACGAACAUCUUAACUCGACAUUUCCUUCACUGUUUUAACGUUUGUUUUCGUGCCAUGACAAGUCUGAUUUGACCGAGCUUUGUUUGUACGCUUGACAAAUUAAGUUAUCCGAGGAAUACUUUCUUUCUAAAAUAUGUAGGUCACCGUACCGGAGCAGUUACAGUUAUGUGGGUCAUCAGUGGGUUAACGUUAACCUACUAGCUUGAACAGCUGGUUAGCACGGAAAGCUAGCUGGUCGCCCGACGGCAAAAAAAAAAAGGAUUUGCCUUCUCAGUCCGUCCGGCAAUUACGUUAAUGCACCAGCUUGUGUUAAGUUAGAAUUACUCUGCAGCUUGCGUGGCCCGGGGUUAGCAUCGCGUUUAACCUUUUUAAUUUGUUCAUGUUUUGGGAAUCGUCGCUGACCGUCGUUAGCUAAGUUAGCUGGACGCUGCUAGCUAAGUUAACUUCACUAAACCAGGUAAUCUAGCGGACCAUGCUGAGUGAGGAGCUGUGUUUCCCCCGAGCCUAGUAGCCGGGCAGCAGCAGCAUCUUGGUGCACACACAGUUGGCUGAUUCGGGGUUUUGGUGAGAGGAGAAUGGCGUUUCACGGCACGGGCCGGCAGACCGUCUGUGGAGACUUGUUUCCGGGCUCCGAGCUGGGCCACAAGUAUUUCUGUGUCAACUCCUCCUGCGGGGCCCCCUCCACGGGCCUCAGCGCCACGCCGUGCCUGACCGGACCCACUGCCCCGGCUGGGACCCCUCGUCACCCCACAGCCCUCGGAGGGAGCACCGGCGGCGGAGCGGCGGUGCCUCAGCCCUACAGCAACCCGGCCAGCGAGGUGCCCAGCCCCGCAGAGAUGGAGCCAGACCGCCCCAUCGGUUAUGGCGCAUUUGGUGUUGUCUGGUCGGUCACAGAUCCACGUGAUGGUCGCAAGGUGGCUUUGAAGAAGAUGCCCAAUGUCUUCCAGAACCUGGUCUCCUGUAAGAGGGUCUUCAGAGAGCUGAGGAUGCUGUGCUUCUUCAAACACGACAAUGUUUUGUCAGCUCUGGACAUUUUGCAGCCUCCACAAAUCGACUGCUUCGAGGAAAUCUACGUGAUAACAGAGCUGAUGCAGAGCGACCUCCACAAAGUGAUCGUGUCUCCUCAGCCUCUCACCACCGACCACAUCAAGGUCUUCCUCUAUCAGAUCCUCCGAGGUUUGAAGUACCUGCACUCUGCUGGGAUCCUUCACAGGGACAUCAAACCUGGAAACCUGCUGGUCAACAGCAACUGCCUGCUGAAGAUUUGUGAUUUCGGCUUGGCGCGGGUGGAGGAGCCCGACCCGUCCCGUCACAUGACCCAGGAGGUGGUGACGCAGUACUACAGGGCGCCGGAGGUGCUCAUGGGCUGCCGACACUACGGCUCGGCCAUCGACGUCUGGUCAGUGGGCUGCAUCUUCGCGGAGCUGCUGGGCCGACGCAUCCUCUUCCAGGCUCAGAGCCCUAUUCAGCAGCUGGAUCUGAUCACAGACCUGCUGGGAACGCCUCCUCUGUCGGCCCUGGCGUCGGCCUGCGAAGGAGCCAGAGCCCACAUCCUGAGGGGGCCGCACAAACCGCCGUCGCUGUCGGUGCUCUACAUGCUGUCUGACGGCGCCACCCACGAGGCGGUGCACCUGCUCUGUCGGAUGCUGGUCUUCGAUCCCGCUAAACGGAUCUCCGGCAGCGACGCCCUCUCCCACCCGUACCUGGACGAAGGGCGCCUGCGCUACCACACCUGCAUGUGUCAGUGCUGCUACUCUGUUCCCAGCGGGCGAGUUUACACCCGCGACUUCGAGCCGGUCGCCGAGCGGCCGUUCAGCCACAGCUACGAGAACAGUCUGCUGUCGGUGUGGCAGGGAAAAGAGCUCAUCCAUCGCUUCAUUACGGAGCACCAGCAGGGCAAACGAGUGCCGCUGUGCAUCAACCCUCAGAGUGCUGCCUUCAAGACCUUCAUCAGGUCCACGGCAUGGCACUCCUCCAAGGUGUCCAGGAAGGAGGAGAGAUGAACGCUCCUCCUCUUCCUCCCGAGGAGCGCCAGCAGUUUGUUGAGAGAGGAUUUCAUCGGCCGUGGCGUCUGAAGACUGAAGCGUUUGGGUCUUUUACUUCUUUUUUGUUCACCUGGCGAGAUGCGGAGGGAGGAACCCGCCGCCUCACCUGAGCUCCUCUGGGAAAAACCUCAGUUUCUUUCCCCUCCUACAAAUCUGCAAAGUUUCCAGAACAUGAAAGCUUAACUUUUGUUUUUUAACGACCCAAACAGCUGAUGCUCGAGGCAUUUCCGGUGCUGAAUUAAAAAAAACAAACCCUGCUGCUGAAGUCUUUUAAGGAGGAAUAAGAAAAUAACUCGGUACUAGAUUGGAUUUUCCAUCUACGAUAGUAGAGACAUGAUGGUUUUAAUCGUCGGGUAGAAUUGUUGCUUAGUUUGUUGUUGAAGUCAUUCCAGCCCUGUGCAAUAUGGUUUAAUUUUUAAAAAAGCGAUAAACACACCACCGGGGUGGGGGCUGAACACACUGAGCGUGCUCGCUUGCCAACUGGAUUUUUAGGACUUUUUUUUAUUAUUUUUUUUGACCACGUACCCAAACAUGACGACGUAACGCGCCACACAACACGACACAGUUAACCGCCAAGCACCUCCGAGCGUUUCCUCCUUUUGAACUGCGUUUUAACACUCACUGUGUUUACGUCUGCGCGGCGUCUUUGCGCCUCAACGCGGCGACAAUAAUGCAAUCUGACAGAUGUAGCAGGUUUUAACCACCGCUUCCCCCACGCUGUUUCUCCACACACACACACACACACACACACACACACACACACACACACACACUUUGCGUUGUUGUUGUUGUUGUUGUUGUUGUUGUUGUUUUUAAGCGCGGCUUCUUUUCCUCAGUUGGUCCUGGAUCAGCGCUGUUUGCUACACUCGGGCAGGAGAGAAUAAGACUUUAAUCAGGACACGAAGCCGAACGAAGCAGGAAUUCAUUCCCCACAGUUGUUUUAUUAAAGUCUGACGUUAGCGGACUGUGAAUUUUAUUUUGAAGAUUGUGACAGGAAGUUUUUUUUUUUUUACUUCCUCUUCCCAGCUCAACGUUUUGUUUUUUUUUGUUGUUGUUGUUGUCCUGCCGACCUCCUCGACGUUUGGUCCCACCACCAGGGGAGGGGGGAGAGAGAGAGAGAGAGAGGAAGCGAUGGUGUUUUUUAUUUCUUAAUUUAUUGAGUGUUUGUUGAAGAGUGCGUGUCUCCCCCUGCACGUCUGUGGCAGUCCUGGUUACCUCAAACCCUGGAAAGAAAACAAACAAAGUGAAAACUGAAAUGUGCGCGUCUGUGCUCUGAAACCCUCCCGUCACAACGUUCCCGUCAUUCCUCCAGAUUCCUUUACCUCGCGCUCACUCCUCGUCUCUCUCCUUCAGAAUCGGUGUCUGCUUUAGAGAGAAGGAUGUUGUCGGUGAAAUGCUGCUGUUUUUCCUGUUUUUGUUUCUUCUCUUUUGUUGUUGUUGUUGUUGUUGUUGUUGUUUUUAGUUCCUGUCAUAGACUAUGAAUUGUACAGAGCCACACAAGAAGGCACCAGUAUUGAUCCUGGUUUGGAUUAUCAGGACUGAACGCAGCGAGUUAACGGCGUCCCAUUUGGACGCUGCAAGAAGUCGGACAUUUAAGAAGAAGAACUCUGUCGUGAUGUGAAUAUUAUCUGAAGAGAUUUCAAACUGAUGGACGAUGUCGUGGAGCCGUUUUUAAAUGUCCGACACACAGUGAGGCCACAGGUGUAACUGGGUGUUGCGGUGAAAGUGAGCGUACUGGUGGUUUCUGCCUGUUAACUUCCUCCAGUUUACAAAAUAACCUGCUGUUUGGUUUCAGUUCACUUCCUGCUGAUAAUCCACCACAGUCAACCUGGGCUGCAGCUGAACGAGAUUUCUUAGGUCUACAAAAUAUAAAUAAAUAGAAACCUGAUGCUCGGUUUACUACAAGAAAAUAUUCAGAUUUAAAAAGCUGUUACUGUUUUUAAACACACAUGUUGGGGUUGAAAUGACUUUUAAGUACAGAAAGUUUCUGAACCGACUGCAAAGUGUUCCUUCCUGUCAAAAUGGCGUCCACACAAAGUGCUUCUUGUUGCCAGGUUUCUGACAACAUCAUGGAAAGCAUCACCCUACGAGGGACUCCGGGUGACCCCCUUUGUUUUUAACAGAAAACUGAAGUCCCGCUCUGAAAUCUCGUGAGAGAGUGAGUGAGCUGUUGGAGGAAGACGCCGUCGGUGGAAAUGAGAGCCGGAGCUGGGCAACAAAAGGCUGUUUCUGCGGACGCCGUUUUGACAGGAAGGAAUACGUUGCUGCUGGUUCAGCUGCCGGCUGAAGCGUCUGCUGCACGGAGGCAAAACUUUCUGUACCUACGAGUCAUUUCAACAAACACGCUUGUAAAAAAUAUGGCCCAGGUUUAAAAAUACUGAAGGAAUAAUAAGAAGAAUUUUUUGUUAAUCAACUAAUUGUUUCAGCUUCUGUUAUUCUCUUUAUGACCUGAUGCCACGUAGGCCCCUAAACUGCUGGAACUGGACUCCAUUCAAAGAUGCUCUGAGCUUUUGCAAACUGAUUUGUCUAAUAUGGAAAUCGUGGCCCGGAUUGUAAUUUGCCUUUUAAAGCUGUGUCGUCAGAAAGUCUGUGUAGCUCUGUGUUCUCCAAACGUUCGCCCAACAGACGCUUAAAGAAAUGAAAUCAUGCAGAACAAAAUUCUGACCGUGUGUUUUUUAAAGCUGCAGCCACGACACAAACACCUGCAUCAUGUAAAUGAACUGAAACUGAAAGGAAGGUGAAACAUGUGAAACCGCCAGUAUGACCCUCCGGUUCCCCCCGAGACGCUCGGCCCUCUUUCACUGCAGGAACUUUUCCUUUUUUUUGUGUUUUUUAGGAUCUCAGGAACUUUUACGAUGAGGGUCAACUUGUGCCAACAGCGCCGGACGCUCUGCAGAGCCACCUCAGCAUUCAAACAUCACAACAGUUUGUCUCGUCACGUGUCAAAACGACGUCUCUCGCCCGCUCCGUUUUGCUUUUUAAACCUUCAUGACGACACGUUGCAGGAACCUCCCUCGGUUCCCGUGGCUCCUCAGUUCCUGGAUCAUGUGUUUUUGAAAGGUCGAGAAGCUGUGGUCAAAAUGUUUUCAGAUGAUUUUGCUUUUUUCUUGUACACGCCCUGAACCUCCAGCAGGCGCGGCGGCCCCCCGAGCCUCCGUUGGCCCUGAGCGUCCUCGUUGAUCCCUCACAGCUUCCUGAUUCUGACUCCCUGAAACCUCAGCUGCUCCUCUACAGGAUCACACAGCGAGUCUCUGCGAGCGGCGCCCAGGCUGCCCGAGCGACCACACUUGUAUAUCUGCAUGUGUAUAUUUAUGGAGAGCUUUUUUGGGUUUGAAUGCUGUGCAAUGGUUGAGUUUGUCGACGACAGACGUACAUUUUGUGGUAAUUUUUUUUAUUUUUAUUUGAUUCAUCUUUAGGAAGUGAUUUUUAUUAGUUUUUGUUUGUUGUGAUCUGAUUAUUAGAGUUUUAGGAAGCCAAAAGUCGGGAGAGCGGUUUGAGAGUUGUUCUCUGGAGAGGGACAAGAAACAACAGCGAGCUUCUGCACGCGCUCAGCUCUGAUUGGUUCAGUUAGGUUAGCAGCAUGACACAAACGUAUCGGUGUGAAGUUAUUGGUGCAAUUUGUGUCUUCAAAUUACAACUUUAGUUUCUCAUAUUGCUGAAUGGCUUCCCUUAAAUUAACCUUAAUGAUAUUCCCUAACGACCCACACUGUGGAUCUACAGUUUUAAUUUAGUGCAAACGUCACAGGAUGAAUUUCGCGUUUAUAUAAUAUAAAAAUUAGGACGUGCAAUUCUUUUGAUUGAUCGUCCAUCCGUUAAAAACCUUGUCACGUCUCCUAGAAAUUAUCUUUGUGCUCUGCUGGUUGUUUUGAGGGGAAACAAAGUUGUUUCACAGUCUUGUUUGUUUUCCCGUAGAGAAGUCUGUGGUUAAAAUUUAGGCAACAAAUGCACUGUGCUGGAGGUCCCAGGGGACAAAGUCCUUUUGACUUCUUCACUUCACACGGCGUCGAACAAAACCGGCGAAAUAACGAAGUCGGUGAACAUUUCUCAGAAAAGUUAUUCAUGUCGUCAUCUUACAUAAACGACCGAACCGCCGUAUAGGUCGAUGAUGCAGCAGCUUAUUACGUUACAUUAAAUAUAAAAGUUUAUAAUGAGCUCUAAUGGCAGAAGAAGUCAGGUGACGAAGUCUAAAGAGUUUAAGUAAUAUACUUAUUUUAACCCAAACCACCAUCUUCUCCUCAAUCUAACCCGGUGGUUUUGUUGCCUUAACAUGACAAAACUACCACCGUUUCCACAAGUUAACCACGCGUUAAACGUCACCUGACUUAUGUAACGUAACGAAGGUCCCGUGCGGCUGACGCUCAAUACGCCCCUGCAGGUGGUUUUGGGAAACGGUCGCGUGUGCCGUCGUGCUUUCCAUCGUAUGUAAAUGUUGUUUCGGGACACUUCGACCUAUGUGGUCGUUUUAGGCGGUGAGGACGAGCUGAAAGUUUCUCUGAAACGUGGCAAAUAAUGAAAAAUGCCAGUUGAGGUUUCCCAAAGUCACAUCUGACUUUAGUUUCCCGCCACCAACAGAUGAUUCAGUUUAAUAUCACGAUUAAAAGAUAAAAAAAAAAAACAAUAAAGCGAAUUAACUUCUUUGCUAACUGCUUUAACGCUGUACGAAAAUAAGUAAAUUGAAGCUAAUUCACACGUUCAGCAGAGAAAUUAGAAAUUUAAGGGAACAAUUGUUAAUUUGAAGCUCAAAUUCACCAAUUAAGGGAACAAUGAAUCCAAACUCUCCCCUCUUGGCCUUUUUCUUUUCUUUCUGUUCUGUUGUUGUGUUGGUAGAGAUCCUUCCAGGCGAGGAGUAGGUGUUAAACUCGAUGGGCCUGCGUUUGGUCUUUCCCCUCCCUGCGCACUGUUCAGAGAUCAGCUGACGAGUGCGUUUCCGGUCUCUGUGUUCGGACGUCGAAGCGGACGGCUGGUCAUCUUUAGACAUUAGACUCGUUUUUCUUCUAUGAAAAGAAACUUGAUGUUUUUAUUAUUCUAAAUAUGAAACUGAUGUUUUAAACAUGUUUUGUCUUCGUUUUAGCAAAACGUUUUUGUUUGUUAUUUUUGACUUGUGUUCCCAACAAAUACUUGAAUUUCUUAAAAAAAAAAAUGUUUAGAGUUAAAAUAGUGAAUGAUGAAUAAAUAAAUGGACACUGGAUAAUA
Micropterus salmoides (largemouth bass) is the source of this 7506-nucleotide messenger RNA. It is a transcript of the gene nlk1, whose product is annotated as nemo-like kinase, type 1. The transcript has 12 exons. Bases 844 to 2271 code for a protein of 475 amino acids. Gene Ontology annotation, molecular function: MAP kinase activity; ATP binding. Gene Ontology annotation, cellular component: nucleus; cytoplasm. Gene Ontology annotation, biological process: intracellular signal transduction; protein phosphorylation. The record is from RefSeq and is a predicted model, not a curated record. Lineage: Eukaryota; Metazoa; Chordata; Actinopteri; Centrarchiformes; Centrarchidae.